This is a messenger RNA of Drosophila suzukii, 947 nucleotides long. RefSeq names its product NAP domain-containing protein SET (gene Set). Gene Ontology annotation, biological process: nucleosome assembly. Gene Ontology annotation, molecular function: chromatin binding; histone binding. NCBI's taxonomy places the organism in Eukaryota, Metazoa, Arthropoda, Insecta, Diptera, Drosophilidae. Gene Ontology annotation, cellular component: nucleus; chromatin. The record is from RefSeq and is a predicted model, not a curated record.
AUCGAUAGUAUCGAUAGUACUCUCAUCUCUGUAGACCGCAAACGCAAGGUAAAAAUCCGCUUCGCUUCUCUUCUGCUCAACUGUACCGCCGCUUUUUGGUCAAAUAUCUCGUAAUUUACGACCGCACGUACACCGGAAAAGCGAGCAGAAUGUCGAGCGUGCCAAAGCGAGCCACUGACGGCGCCCCAGCCGAUGGAAACACAACCGCAGCCGCCGGCAACAACGAGGAGGAGUCGGAGGCGCUGGAGCAGAUUGAUGCCUGCCAGAACGAGAUCGACGCGCUGAACGAGAAGGCCAGCGAGGAGAUCCUCAAGGUGGAGCAGAAGUACAACAAGCUGCGGAAGCCGUACGAGAAGCGCAGCGAACUGGUCAAGCGGAUCCCCAACUUCUGGGUGACCUCGUUUAUCAACCACCCGCAAGUUUCCGGCAUUCUGGACGAGGAGGAGGAGGAAUGCCUGCACGCCCUCAACAAACUGGAGGUGGAGGAGUUCGAGGACAUUAAAUCGGGCUACCGCAUCAACUUCCACUUCGACGAGAAUCCUUACUUCGAGAACAUGCUCACCAAAGAGUUCCACUUGAAUUCAGCGGCUGCUUCAGAAAACGGCGACUGGCCCGCGUCCACCAGCACGCCCAUCAAGUGGAAGGAGGGAAAGAACCUGCUCAAACUUCUGCUGACGAAGCCCUACGGCAACAAGAAGAAGCGCAACUCCGAGUACAAGACCUUCUUCGACUGGUUCUCGGAUAACACCGAUCCCGUCAACGAUGAGAUCGCAGAACUGAUAAAGGACGACCUCUGGCCCAAUCCACUGCAGUAUUAUCUGGUACCUGAUAUCGAGGUGGAGCCCGAGGAUGAGGAGGACAACGAAGAAAACGAGGAGGAGGCAUUCGAUGAUGAGGACGGUGAGGAUGAGGGCGAGGAAGAAGACGAGGAUGAAGAUGACAAGUAA